Messenger RNA from Amblyraja radiata (thorny skate), 2029 nucleotides. It is a transcript of the gene fgf2, whose product is annotated as fibroblast growth factor 2. Gene Ontology annotation, molecular function: growth factor activity. The transcript is spliced from 3 exons. Lineage: Eukaryota; Metazoa; Chordata; Chondrichthyes; Rajiformes; Rajidae. The record is from RefSeq and is a predicted model, not a curated record. Bases 445 to 927 code for a protein of 160 amino acids.
ACACGCAGGGAGAGGAGUGCGGCCGCCGGGCUUUGGCACUGAGUUUGUCGGAAAGUAGACAGUUCCAGCUAGUCCCGUUCCCACUCCUUUAACAGCAGCGCACACUCACUCACGCACACACACUCUCACCGCCAAAUGCCGGGAAUCAUGACGACGAAGUUAUUGCGAAGUGAUGGAAUGAACCGUUUUUGCUUCUCAUAAAAAGUUGGCAUCGUUCCUCGUGCCUCAAACCCUGACGAGACGAGAGAGUUGGGGGGGAGAGACUUUAUUUUGAGGAGGACGCGAAGAGGACUGAUUAACGGAGUGUGUGUGUUGCGCUUUGGUCGAGGGAGAAAGUUGGAAGGAGGGGCAGUCACGUUUGAGAAAGGGUCGAGGGGGAAGGAGGAGCGGGCUGGGCUGGGUGGUUUGAGUGGAGCCAGGGGCAGAGCCAGGCGAGCGUGGGACAUGGCGGCGGCGGCGGCGGGAGCAGGAGGGAUCAGCACCCUGCCCACACUACCUGAUGCUGGCGCCAACCCCUUCCCACCGGGAGGGUUCAAGGACCCCAAGAGACUCUACUGUAAGAACGGCGGCUAUUUCCUGAGGAUCUUGCCGGAUGGCAGGGUUGACGGAACCCGCGAGAAGAACGAUAACAACAUUAAACUACAACUGCAAGCUGAAUCUAUUGGAGUCGUAUCCAUCAAGGGCAUCUGUGCUAAUCGAUAUCUUGCUAUGAGUGAAGAUGGCAGAUUGUAUGGAUCGAAAUUGCCAACCGACGAAUGCUUCUUUCAUGAACGAUUGGAGCCAAAUAACUACAACACCUAUCGCUCAAAGAAAUAUGAAAAUUGGUAUGUUGCUCUCAAAAGGACUGGACAGUACAAACUCGGACCAAGAACUGGACCAGGACAGAAGGCGAUUCUGUUUCUGCCAAUGUCUGCAAAGUAUUCAUAAUCCAAUCCCAGCUUUUUCUUUUUAAUUUAAAGAGUGAUGAUUUAACUUUUGAUAUGACUGUUUUAUUGCUGUGAAAGGUAUAAAUGUAUACAGUAAAGUGUCACCAUGGUCUUGUGUUGUUUGGGUAGUCUUACAAACUGCAGUAUAUGAACUGUGCACUAUCAAGCUACAUAAAAUGUGAUUUUAAUAAAGCAUCAACACAUCCUUGGUUCUUUAAAUGGUACAGUCAUAAACACUAAUUUAAUAAUGUUCUUUGUAUAACCCAAUAUAUUGGUUUAUGUAAUAAUUGUUAAAAUGUAACAGCUGUAUAAUUUGAUUUAAAGAAGCAGUCGAUGCAGAGUAUUUGGGAGAAUGGAUACAUACACUAAUGUGUGGCCACUGGUCAAAUGUUGUUUGAUUGGCUUAAAUUAUUUGAUUGCAAGCAUGAAAAGAAUUCAGAAUUUUGUUUUCAUAUCCAGAUACUUCUGUACUGCCAGAUUAAAAUAUUUUUGGUUUUUAUAUAAACGGUAAUAAUUAAUUGGUUCGUUGCUCCAUGUGAUAUUCAUGACAUUCUAAAUAUGUAACCUUCUGCAUGUACCAUCAAUCCCCAUCAAAAGGUGUGGGGAAAGUGCUCCUUGUUCAGUUAGGAAUGCAAUUUUACUUCCAUACAGUUCUGCAUGUUUAGAAAAUUAUAGAUCAAAGUAACCACAAAUGUAGAUUGUAUAAUAGAGAUUUUUAUAAAUUUAGUUUGCUCCUUAGUUCUUCAUGGCUAUGGCCGUAAUCAUCUGGAAAAGCUAUCUUAUAAAUAUUUGCUAAAACCCCACAUGUUUUUAUUUUUUAAAAGGAACCCUUUCGUAUUACAUGCUUUUUCUGAUACAUUGAAUAUACACCAUUUUAUAUUGUGAAAUGUUACAGUGAAGGGAUUUGUAUAUCUAACAUGUUCAGGACUAUGUGAGACUAUACUGAGUCUCAACUAAAUAUUGUUCAACUAAAUAUAAAACUUCAUCCUCACAAAAAUAGUUUCUUUAAAUGAAUGGAGUCCAAAUUCAUUUGGUACUGGUUUAUUAGUGGGAGGUGGACCAAGAUACAGUGACCAACAUUUUUCCAUGCUAACCAGACAAAU